AUGGAGGUCGCUCACCCCCUUCCCCCUCAGGGUCCUGCUCCUUCAGGUGUCUCUCAGGUAGACCCUCCUCCCGUCGCUGAGCCUGUCGAGUUCACAGGUGACUCAGGUGCUGCUGCGGGUGGUGCUGCUGGGAGUGCUGAGCCUGGGGGUGCUGAGCCUGGGGGUGCUGGGCCUGGGGGUGCUGGGGCUGCAGGUGCUGGGACUACGGGUGCUGGAGCUGAGGGUACGGUGCCUGAGAGUACGGAGCCUGGGGGUGCUGAGCCUGGGGGUGCUGAGCCUGCGGGUGCGGGGCCUGGGAGUGCUGGGACUACGGGUGCUGGAGCUGAGGGUACUGUGCCUGAGAGUUUGCCGCCUGGGGGUGCUGAGCCUGGGGGUGCUGCGACUGGGGGUGCUGAGCCUGCGGGUACUGAGCCUGCGGGUACUGAGCCUGGGGGUGCUGCUACUGAGCCUACGGAGCCUCGGGUUACUGCGUCUGGGGGUGCUCCGGUUCGGGGUGCUGAGCAGUCUCUCACACCGCAGCAGCUUCGUGACUGGUACGUCCGGCGCUUUCGCCGUCCUAGUGGCUCGGCUGGAGUUGGGGGUGCUGGGGCUGCUCGUCCUGGGGGUGCUCGUACUGGGGGUACUGGAGCUGCCGGGACUGGUUGUUCUGGGAGCACUGCGACUGGAGCUGCUGGAGUUGGGAACUCUGGCGCUGGCGGUGCUAGCGGAGUUGGAGCUGCCGACUCUGGGGGUGGCGCUGCUGCUGGUGCUGCGGACCCGCCUGGUGGAGCUGCUGCUGGAGCUGAGGACCCGAGCGGUGGCGCUGCUGCUGGUGCUGGGGACCCGGACGUUGGAGCUCCUGCUGGUCCUGAGGACCCGGCCGCUGGAGUCUCUUCUGCUUCUGGAGACGCUGCGCGGCCGCGACCGUACUUCGUACCGCUCCUUCAGCAGGUUCUUGGGCAGGCUCCUCCUCCUUGUCCUCCUCCCUCCGUAGAGUGUCCUCCGCCUGUCCAGCCGCAGUCACAGUUACCGCCUGCCUCGCCUCUCCCUGCUCCCUCUCCUUACGCUGGUCCCACAGGAGGUCUUACAGAGCGUCGUGAGCCUGAGUCUCGUCCUGUGUCGCCUGUUCGUCCUGCUCGCACUGGUAGUCGUGUCCGUCGUGAGCGUCCUCCUCCUGUCCCAGGCACUCACUACAUGACUCUGCGUCCCUCUACUGCUCCUCGGCGUGUCCCUCUACCGUCUCCUCCUGCGUCCUCUUUGCCUGCCGUUCCGGACCCUGAGUCUGACCGGUAUCGCGCUGAGCACCCUACAGUCACGCGUCUCCUCGCUACUGACCCUACCUUUGAGUCCUCGGCUGCGUCUGCUCUGGUCGCUGAGUUGGUUGACUUUGCUGCUGCCUGUCGUCUAGACUACGCUGCUAGCCUUGUUGCUGAGUCAGAGUCUGCGUCUGUCUGUCCUCCGUCCGUCGGGGGUGAGUGUGCUCUUGGCACGGACGUCCUUGAGGACAGGCAGGAGGACUUUGUGUUGGUGUAA
Messenger RNA from Closterium sp. Yama58-4, 1512 nucleotides. Lineage: Eukaryota; Viridiplantae; Streptophyta; Zygnematophyceae; Desmidiales; Closteriaceae. The record is from the annotation of a GenBank genome assembly.